Molecule: messenger RNA, 6178 nt
Organism: Lynx canadensis (Canada lynx)
Lineage: Eukaryota; Metazoa; Chordata; Mammalia; Carnivora; Felidae
Gene: DENND4B
Product: DENN domain containing 4B
Exons: 27
Coding region: 625-5409 (1594 amino acids)
Biological process (GO): regulation of Rab protein signal transduction
Cellular component (GO): cytoplasmic vesicle
Molecular function (GO): protein binding
Source: RefSeq, a predicted model, not a curated record
CCGACUUCCGCCCGCGCAGCUUCCCCUCCCGGGUUUCGGGAAGUCCCCUCCCUUCCCCUCCGCGGCGCCCCACGCCUCCAGUCCUCCGCUGCAGCCACCCACCGAGCUGCGCCCCAGCUCUGCGCCCCGGGGCUCGGGGACCCCCGGGGCCCCCACUCUCGGGUUGGGCCAUGGCGGCAGGUGAGAACACAGUCGCUCCAGGCCCGUGGGGCUCCCGUCUCCCUCCCUGGGCUCCGCGGAGGAGGGCAGACGGCUCUGGACCCAACUUCAGGAUCGUGGAGGUGGGAGGACGCAGGGCUGUUGGGUUGCUGGACUUAGCUUAGGAACAAGGGUACUUGAGUCUGCUUAAAAGACACGAAAACUUGGGUCUUGUGGGCUUCCCUGGAAACCUAGAGGGGCGCUCUUUAAGAACGUUAGCUGGGUCGUGAGGCCCUGAUGUCACCAGUAGAGUCGGAAGGUCAGAAACCCCUAAAAAAGACUGUCGGGUUGGCAUGAUGUCAUUGCAGGCCUUUACAGAAAAGAUUGCGAUCUCCGCAGUCGGGAGCCAGCACGGGUGGGGCCUUUAAAGGGGAUUCGGGAGCAGUCUGAGGUCAGAGCCGAGAUGCAGUGAGUGAGGGGGGGGCCAUGGCGGAGGAGCGGCCCCCCCGGCUGGUGGAUUACUUCGUGAUAGCCGGGCUUUCGGGGAGCGGAGCACCCAUCCCCGAGGAGCCGUGGGUUCCCGAGCCCAGCGGGCCCCUGCGCCCUCCGCGGCCGGCUGAUCCCAUCACGGAUGUGGCGGUCGUUGCCAGGGCCCUGGGCGAGGAGGUGCCCCAGGGUUACACCUGCAUCCAGACCUCUGCUGGGGGCCACCCCUUGGAACUCAGCGCCGGGCUCCUGGGUGGAACUCAGCCCGUCAUCUGUUACCGCAGGGGCCGUGACAAGCCCCCUCUGGUGGAGCUGGGGGUGCUGUACGAGGGGAAGGAGCGACCCAAGCCCGGCUUCCAAGUGCUAGACACGACGCCCUACAGCCACUCGGCCAAUCUAGCCCCUCCCGGCCCAGGGCACCCCCGCACCUACCUCACUUACCGGCGGGCAGCAGAGGGGGCAGGGCUGCACGCCCUGGGCAUCACUGACCUCUGCCUGGUGCUGCCCAGCAAGGGCGAGGGCACCCCUCACACCUACUGCCGACUGCCCCGCAACCUCAACCCUGGCAUGUGGGGUCCAGCGGUGCACCUGUGCUACAAGGUGGGCCUGGCCAAGGCCAACACACUGGUGUACGAGGCAGAGCUGCUGGGCCGCUACCCGGAGGAGGACAACGAGGCCUUCCCGCUGCCCGAGUCGGUGCCCGUCUUCUGCCUGCCCAUGGGGGCCACUGUCGAGUGCUGGCCUGCCCAGACCAAGUACCCCGUGCCCGUCUUUUCCACCUUCGUGCUCACGGGUGCAGCUGGAGACAAGGUGUACGGGGCUGCCCUGCAGUUCUACGAGGCGUUCCCGAGGGCCAGGCUGUCGGAGCGGCAAGCACGGGCCCUGGGCCUCUUGAGUGCGGUGGAGCGUGGCCGGGCGCUGGGGGGCCGGGCCGUGCGCAGCCGCCGCGCCAUUGCCGUGCUGUCCCGCUGGCCCGCCUUCCCGGCCUUCCGAGCCUUCCUCACCUUCCUCUACCGCUACUCCGUCUCGGGCCCCCACCGCCUGCCCUUGGAAGCGCACAUCUCUCACUUCAUUCAUAACGUCCCCUUCCCCUCCCCGCAGAGACCUCGCAUCCUGGUACAGAUGUCUCCCUAUGACAACCUGCUUCUCUGCCAGCCCGUGUCCUCACCCCUGCCCCUCAGCGGUGCCAGCUUCUUGCAGCUGCUGCAGAGCCUAGGCCCGGAGCUGGCCGUCACCCUGCUGCUGGCCGUGCUCACGGAGCACAAGCUGCUGGUGCACUCGCUGCGGCCGGACCUGCUCACCAGCGUCUGCGAGGCCCUGGUGUCGAUGAUCUUCCCGCUACACUGGCAGUGCCCCUACAUUCCGCUGUGCCCGCUGGCGCUGGCGGACGUGCUGAACGCCCCCGUGCCCUUCAUCGUGGGCAUCCACUCCAGCUACUUCGACCUACAUGACCCACCUGCUGACGUCAUCUGCGUGGAUCUCGACACUAACACGCUGUUCCAGACUGAGGAGAAGAAGCCCCUCUCCCCUCGGACCCUGCCCCGCAGACCCUACAAGGUUCUGCUGGCUACGCUGACACACCUCUACCAGCAGCUGGACCAGACGUACACUGGCCCCGAGGAAGAGGCGUCCUUAGAGUUCCUGCUGACGGACUACGAGGCCGUGUGCGGCCGCCGGGCCCGGCUGGAGCGCGAAGUCCAGGGGGCCUUUCUCCGUUUCAUGGCGUGUCUGCUCAAGGGCUACCGGGACUUCCUGCGCCCCCUCACCCAGGCCCCCUCCGAGGGCGCUCGAGAUGUCGACAACCUCUUCUUUUUGCAGGGCUUCCUCAAGUCCCGGGAGCGCUCCAGCCACAAGCUGUACUGCCAGCUGCUGCGCACACAGAUGUUCUCGCAGUUCAUCGAGGAGUGCUCCUUCGGCUCCGCCCGGCACGCCGCCCUGGAGUUCUUUGACUCGUGCGUGGACAAGGUGCACCCAGAGCAGGACAAGCCUGAGCCGACGCCCUUGGUGGAGCUGGAGGAGCUGUCGGGGAGCGAGCUCACCGUCUUUAUCACCCCUCCCGAGGAGCCCCCAGCACCAGAGGGCAGUGAAGCCGCCCCCCAGUACUGCUACGACGGCUUCCCAGAGCUACGGGCCGAGCUGUUCGAGUCUCCUCAGGAGCAGCCCGGGGCCCUGCCCGUGCCGGGCCCGACCCGCAGUGCCCCCAACAGCCCUGCCCCCCGCCGUACCAAACAGGCGUCCCCGCCCCAUCCAGGAGAUGAAGGUGGCCCAGCGGAUGGCGCAGAAGUCGGCGGCCGUGCCCGAGCUGUGGGCCCGGUGUCUGCUGGGGCACUGCUACGGGCUGUGGUUCCUGUGUCUGCCCGCCUACGUGCGGUCGGCGCCCUCCCGCGUGCAGGCUCUGCACACGGCCUACCACGUGCUGCGCCAGAUGGAGAGCCGCAAGGUGGUGCUGCCAGACGAGGUGUGUUACAGGGUGCUGAUGCAGCUGUGCUCCCACUACGGGCAGCCCGUGCUGUCGGUGCGAGUCAUGCUGGAGAUGCGGAGGGCCGGCGUCGUGCCCAACACCAUCACCUACGGCUACUACAACAAGGCUGUGCUGGAAAGCAAGUGGCUGUCUGGUACGCCGGGCGGACGCCUGCGCUGGGCCAAGCUCCGGAACGUUGUCCUGGGGGCCGCUCAGUUCCGCCAGCCCCUGAGGGAACGGCGGCGGCGGCAGCAGCAGCAGGCGGCAGCGCCAGAGGCAGGCGGUGCCCAGACAGGUGGGUGGGGGCCGUGACAGGCUUGGGGACAGCAGCCAGGUUCCAGCAGAGAAGCGUGGGGGGCCAGGGCUGGCCUCGUGGUGGGCACUGGGUGUUCUGGGCACUCUGGGUGGGCUGCGCUCGGCCGGUAAAAAGGGGAGGAUGUUCUACCCGGGAGGGUCCCUGCGACCCCGGUCCAUGCGGGGAGCCCUGUGUUGGAGUAGAGGGCUGGUCUCUAGGUGGCUGCCUCUUGGCCUCGUCCCCGUCUUUUGCAGAGCCUCGUCUGGAGCGUCACUCCCCUACCCGCCCGCUUCAGCGCCAGACCACUUGGGCUGGUCGAAGCUUUCGGGACCCAGCUUCACCCACAGGGCGCCUGGUGAAAAGCGGCAGCCUGGGCAGUGCCCGCGGGGCCCAGCCCACCGUGGAGGCCGGCGUGGCCCACAUGAUCGAGGCCUUGGGGGUCCUGGAGCCCCGGGGGUCCCCUGUGCCCUGGCGAGACGGAAGCCUCUCCGACCUGAGCUUGACCGGGGAGGAGCCGGCGCCUGGGGGCAGCCCGGAGGACUCGGGCUCUGCCCUGAGCACCCAGUCCACUGAGGCCCCGGAAGGGCUGAGCGGGCGGACGCCCAAGGCUGGUGGGCGUCAGGACGAGGCCCGCACCCCCAGACGAGGGCUGGGCACCCGCCUGCAACAGCUGCUCACCCCUUCCCGCCGCCCCCCUGCCUCGCGCGGCCCCCCGCCCGAGCUGCCCCCUGACCCACCUCCCCCAGCCCGCCGCAGCCCCAUGGACAGCCUCCUGCGCCCCCGCGAGCGCCCUGGAUCCACUGCCUCUGAGAGCUCAGCCUCUCUGGGCAGCGAGUGGGACCUCUCCGAGUCUUCUCUCAGUAGCCUGAGCCUUCGCCGGUCCUCAGAGCGCCUCAGUGACACCCCUGGGUCCUUGCAGCCGCCCUCCCUGGAAAUCCUGCUGUCCAGCUGCUCCCUGUGCCGGGCCUGUGACUCGCUGGUGUACGACGAGGAGAUCAUGGCUGGCUGGGCACCUGACGACUCCAACCUCAACACCGUCUGCCCUUUCUGCGCCUGCCCCUUCGUGCCCCUGCUCAGCGUCCAGACCCUGGAUUCCAGACCCAGGGCCCCCAGCCCCAAGCCUGCCCCUGCCGGUGGCAGCAGAGACGCUCCUGUCCCCGGGGGCCCAGGCCCUGUGCUCAGUGACCGCAGGCUGUGCCUCGCCCUGGAUGAGCCCCAGCUCUGCAAUGGGCACACGGGGGGCACCUCCCGGCGGGUGGAGGCUGGGGCCUGGGCGUAUCUGAGCCCUCUGGUGCUGCGGAAGGAGCUGGAGUCGCUGGUGGAGAACGAGGGCAGUGAGGUGCUGGCAUUGCCUGAGCUGCCGGCUGCCCACCCCAUCAUCUUCUGGAACCUUCUGUGGUAUUUCCAGCGGCUGCGGCUGCCCAGUAUUCUGCCCUGCCUGGUGCUGGCCUCCUGUGAUGGGCCCCCACCCCCCCAGGUCUCGUCCUCUGCCCGCCACCUCCUGAACCCGCCCCCUUCGUCUUGGCCCCUGCAGGCCCCGUCUCCCUGGCUGACACCUGACCCGGCGUCUGUGCAGGUGCGGCUGCUGUGGGAUGUCCUGACCCCUGACCCCAGUAGCUGCCCACCUCUCUAUGUGCUCUGGAGGGUCCACAGCCAGAUCCCGCAGCGGGUGGUAUGGCCAGGCCCCGUGCCCGCACCCCUUAGCAUGGACCUGCUAGAGUCGGUGUUGCGCUAUGUUGGUCUCAGCGAAGUACACAAAGCCGUGGGGCUCCUGCUGGAGACUCUGGGGCCGCCUCCCACAGGCCUGCAUCUGCAGAGGGGCAUCUACCGUGAGAUCUUAUUCCUGACAAUGGCCGCUCUGGGCAAGGACCACAUGGACAUAGUGACCUUCGACAAGAGGUACAAGUCUGCCUUUAACAAGUUGGCCAGCAGCAUGGGCAAGGAGGAGCUGCGGCAGCGGCGGGCACAGAUGCCCACUGCGAAGGCCAUCGAUUGCCGGAAAUGUUUCGGAGCACUUCUGGAAUGCUAGGGACCCUUAAGCUUUCGUCUCCCACCUGGGGUGGGGAGGUGAGGGAGAAAGGGUUCCAGAGAUAACCUGCUUCCCUACUCCUUCCAUACAGGAGUUGGGGACGGCCUGGGAGGCAGGCCCAGCCAUAGGCACCGAGUGCAUGGGCAGCAGGAAGCGGGACCCGCUGUGACCAAAAGUCACAGUCCCCUAUCUGCGGCCUGCCCAGUGUGCUCACGCUGAUGUUAUAGGAGGUGGGGGUGGCGUAGGGGAGUUGGCACAGUUCUGCUCUUCCCCAAAUUGUACCAGGAACUCUCCUCCAGGGCACCCACAGAUCUGCACCGCCCUGGUCACAUUACAAGUUUUUGUUUUAAAAAACAACUGGAAAAAUACAGAGCUACUGAGCCUUUGCCCUGAAUGGGAGGGAGGGAUGUCAUCCCACCAGUGAUGGUUCUUCUUCCCUAGAAUUGCCGAAGUAGCCCGAGGCUCUCCGUUACACCUUCCUACCUUAGUGUUUGUAUUUUAAGUUAUUUAUUUUGGAGCCAUAGCCCCUUGCUUAGGAGGAUCUUAGGGAUGGUGAGAAAGAGAAGGGACACGGGGCACCAUGGUUCAGUGGCUUGUAGCUGCGGAAGAGGCAGGGGCCAUCUAGAGGAGCCCCAGACCCCCCUCAGGAAGAACUAAAGCCCCGUCCAGUCCAGUCCUUCCCGCCCAGGGCCCGGACCGUGCAAUAAGGGUCGUUCCUUGCAAAGUUUUGUUGGAUGUAAAUAUAGUAAAAGCUGCUUCUGUCUUUUUC